AUGGCUGGGGUGGCGAAUGGCAUUCUCGACAAUUCGAUUUCCAGCGGGGACGAGCGGACCAAGAGGCCUGUCGAUUCGUCCAAGCCUCCAAGACGCAAGACGGAGGGAGAUGCAGCCGCCCCCGAGUUCAACCCAGUCCAGUCCAGUCCAGUCCAGUCCGUCAUGGAACAAUUCCAUCAGAGCCUAUGGAUAGAGGGAACGGGCAUGUGUCUUGGCAGUAUCCCCAACCGAUAA
This is a messenger RNA of Colletotrichum higginsianum IMI 349063, 234 nucleotides long. RefSeq lists its product as uncharacterized. The transcript has a single exon. The record is from RefSeq and is a predicted model, not a curated record. NCBI's taxonomy places the organism in Eukaryota, Fungi, Ascomycota, Sordariomycetes, Glomerellales, Glomerellaceae. The coding region runs from base 1 to 234 and encodes 77 amino acids.